Molecule: messenger RNA, 3261 nt
Organism: Megalops cyprinoides (Indo-Pacific tarpon)
Lineage: Eukaryota; Metazoa; Chordata; Actinopteri; Elopiformes; Megalopidae
Gene: anapc5
Product: anaphase promoting complex subunit 5
Exons: 17
Coding region: 446-2764 (772 amino acids)
Biological process (GO): anaphase-promoting complex-dependent catabolic process; protein K11-linked ubiquitination; positive regulation of mitotic metaphase/anaphase transition
Cellular component (GO): anaphase-promoting complex
Molecular function (GO): protein binding
Source: RefSeq, a predicted model, not a curated record
GGAGGGGAUACAAUGGCGGUAGUUUCGUCUCAGUAAUGUGUAUAUCAGGGAUGGGGAAGAGUGUUUUGCCGUGGUAUCGUUUGAUCGCCAGUGUUCCUCAUGAUUUGUGAGCAAAUGAAUACUAGUUAUACUUUUUUGUGUUUUCUUUUUCGCUAGACACACGAAUGGGAAGGUUUAAAUCUAGUCUGGCUAGCUUUCUGGCUAGUCAUACAGCCUGAGACGUGAAUGUGUAUGUCUUCUAGGAUAGCUAGUCUUGCUAAAAGGAUACAUAGCCACCAGAGUUUGCACGGGUAAUUUAGUCAGUUGGGAAGCUAGUUUGUUAUUGUUGAUAAAUAUAUGAAGUCAUGAAUUAGCUAGCUAGCUGUCUAAGUGUGAAUCGUACUGUACUCAACAUUUGUUUGUUAGCAAACGUUAGCUAGCUAUCUAGCUAAAUUUACUUAAUACCAUGGCAAGUGUCCACGAAAGUUUGUAUUUUAAUCCGAUGAUGACUAACGGAGUAGUCCAUGCCAAUGUGUUUGGGAUAAAAGAUUGGGUGACCCCCUACAAAAUUUCUGUCCUGGUGUUACUGGACGAAAUGACCAUGUCGAAACGCAUGACACUUGUGGAGAGAAGACGUUUAAACAAACUCAUUUUGCCACUACAACAGGGUCCAGACCUGAGUCUCGGCCAGCUCUUGAAGACUGUGGAUGAGUGCUGCCCUAUGACGGCAUAUGCUGUAAAGCUCAGGCUGCACGUGAUGGCAGAUGGGGAGCUAAAGGACAUGGAGUCUUUCUUUGACACCCUUCCCAGUCCCUUCAGUGAUCUUGAGUCGGAGGCUUACAAAACCAGUGUGGUUGGUCUGUUUAUGAGGUACAUGCUCCUGGCCUACAACAAGCUCUCCUUCAGCCAGGUGUACAAGCUGUACACGUCCCUGCAGCGCUACUACCACAGCCACUACCUCGGGGCCCCCGACAGCAAGCCGGGCCCCCCCGCCGUGGCUGCGGAGGAAACGGACAUGGAGCUGACCAACACCGAGGACACCAUGGAGGGGAAGCUGGAGAAGGAGGAGCUGGACAGCCCACCGCUGCGCUUCUCCGAGCUCCUUGAUGAGGAUGCCCCAAGCAGAGGCCCCCUCUCUCAGAAGCAAGCGGAGUACUUUCUCGCACGACAGGCGUACCUUUUGAAGAACGACGAGAACAAAGCCCUGAAGCCGGCUGCGCUGCAGGAGGAACUGAACAACAUGCUGAAGUUUAACCCCGACUUCGCCGAAGCGCAUUACCUGAGCUACCUGAACAGCAUGCGGGUCCAGGACAUCUUCAUCUCCACGCACAGCCUGCUGCACUACUUCGACCGGCUCAUCCUGACGGGCGGCGAGGGGAAGAGCAACGGAGACGAGGGCUACGGGCGCAGCCUGCGCUACGCCGCCCUCAACCUGGCCGCCCUGCACUGCCGCUUCGGACACUAUCAGCAGGCUGGCCUGGCUCUGCAGGAGGCCAUCCGCAUCGCCCAGGAGUCCAACGACCACGUGUGUCUGCAGCACUGUCUGAGCUGGCUGUACAUGCUGGAGCAGAUGAAGGGAUCUGACAGCACAGUGUUGACUGAGGAUUCAGUGAAAAUGGCCGCCCACUUCUGUCUACCGUACUUAGCCUCUCUGGGGAUUCAGUCACUGGUCCAGCAGGGGGCGAUAGGGGGCAAAACGGCCAGUAAGCUGAUGGAUGCUCUGAAGGAUACAGACAUCCUGCACUGGAAGCACAGUCUGUCGGAGCUGAUCGACAUCAGCCUGGCCCAGACGACCUCCAUCUGGAGGAUGUAUGGCAAGAGCACCAUGGCCCAGCAGCAGGCUCAGCUGCUCCUCAACAUGAACAGCCUGGAGCCGGUCAACUUCGGGGUCCAGCAGAACAACACCGAGCCCUUCGCCGUGGCCCUGUGCCACCUGGCCGAGCUGCACGCCGAGCAGGGCCUGUAUGGUGCCGCCUCUGAGAUCCUGACCCACCUGAAGGAGCAGUUCCCCCCCCACACCCAGCACGCGAAGCUCUGGAUGCUCUGCGACCUGAAGAUCCAGUUCGACAGAGCCAUGAACGACGGGAAGUACCACCUGGCUGAGCCCCACGUCACAGCCAUCGCCGCCCUGAACCAGACGGAGGGCUUGUACAGGAAGGCGCUGGUGCUGAAGGCGCAGAACCAGACCACGGAGGCGUACAAGAUCCUGCAGCAGCUGCAGCUGCAGUGUGAGAAGACCCGGUGCACGGAGACGAUCAUACGGGUGAUGCUGGCCACGGCGGAGCUGCACUGGGAGUCCUCCGGUUUCGCCACGGCUCUCCCCCUCCUCCUGCAGGCGCUGGCCCUGGCCCGGCAGCACCACCUGCAGGCCCUGGCCUCCGAGACCAUCCUGCACCUGGCCUUCUCCCAGAUGAUGCUUGGGAUCCCGGAGCAGGCUCUGAACAUCCUGCACGAGGCCAUGGAGUCGAUCCUGGCCCACGGCGCCGUUAUCGACAAGGGCCGCGCCCUGCUUCUGGUGGCCAAGUGUCAGAUCGCCAUGGCCGGGACCAGGCCUGGCGAGGAGAGGCGAGCAGGCCUGGAGAUGGCGGUCCAGACGCUGGAGGAGGCGGCGGCCUACUUCUCCAAACUGGACUGCAAGGAGCGCCUCCGGGACGUCCACUACCUGCAGGCCCGGCUGCACAACUCCCUGGGCCAGAUCCCGCAGCGCAACAAGUGCGCCAUGCUGUUCCGCCUGCUGGAUCAGGAGCUGCCCUCCUCCGGGGCCCCCCUCGUCACCCGACUCUGAGCGCCCUCUAAAGGAGCCUUGGAGAACUUCGCUUCCCCAGCAGGGCUACACAGGACACAUCUCCCAUCAGUCUGUCAGCAGAGGGAAAAUGACAUUUCUGUACUUUUUAUUACUUGGGUAUGUUUUGUUCCUGAAGCUCCAUCAUCCAAACGAUCUUUUUUUUUUUUUUGCAUUUAUAUUAUUUGCAUUGAAAAUGAUCAGUCAUCGUGGAUUUUGGAACAUUGUCAAUGCGUGUAGGAGAAACCCAGGAGAUGGUCAGAUCAGCUAAACCCAAAACUCACAAACUUGUUCAUUUUGGAUGGUUUGGAACGACCAUUAAAUGUUUUCAUGCAAGAUUUCACAUGGUUUUAGUUUCUGUGAUCCAGCACACCAUCUAGUGGCCAUCUUAAAAUGUGUCUUGAUAUUCACGGUUUUACCUGUGUCAUAUGGCCACUAGAUGGGGCCCAGACCUUAAGAUCUGCAAAAAUUUGCAAAUCCUGUCAGCAGAGCAGUGAUAG